Messenger RNA from Gamsiella multidivaricata, 1823 nucleotides. RefSeq names its product aspartic peptidase domain-containing protein. Lineage: Eukaryota; Fungi; Mortierellomycota; Mortierellomycetes; Mortierellales; Mortierellaceae. Bases 242 to 1648 code for a protein of 468 amino acids. Gene Ontology annotation, molecular function: aspartic-type endopeptidase activity. The transcript has 9 exons. The record is from RefSeq and is a predicted model, not a curated record. Gene Ontology annotation, biological process: proteolysis.
CUUCCUUCUUACCUCUCUUUACCUCUCUCUCUUCUUUUGUUCCUCUGCCGUUGCUCGCCCCGUGUCUGUCCCGUCGAUCAUCCAUCCCCCUCUGCUCCCUCUCCUUCCCUCUCCCCUUCGGCUCAGUACCAGUCUAUCACAUCCCAUCAGCAGCCCCUCUCGCUUCACACCUGCCUCCUCUUCAUCCACUCAUACAGCAGUCCUUCUCGAUCGGUCCCUCUUCCCACCCACACAGCCUACCAUGGUCAACAAAAUCGUACUAUCAACAACAUUCUUGGCAGCAUGUGCUUCAGUCACCAUGGCUGCCGGUGUCUUCACUGUCCCCAUGAAGGGAUAUGUCAAACCCCAACAAAUGAACGCAGUCUCCUUGACCCACCAUUACCUCCGAAAGCGCGCUGAUCCCUCGUCAAGUUCGCUCACGAGCGUGAUGAACGAUAUCAUGUAUACUGUUUCUCUCGGAAUCGGAUCGCCGCCACAGUAUUUCAACCUGGCCAUUGAUACUGGGAGCCCCAUCACUUGGGUUGUCUCUAAGAACUGUACAGGCUCAGAAUGCGAAAAUGUCAACAACCAUUUCAAUUGUACAGCCUCCUCGACAUGCAAGCCUUCACCAUCCAGCGGCCUCAUAAAUGCUAAAUAUGUCUCUGGUUCAUCCAUCAAAGGCUCUUACGUAACAGAAACCUUCAACCUUGGAAACAUACAGUUCCCAUCGCUGGCUGGAGUUGUAACCACAAACAACGCCCCUUUGCCACCAACUAUCGAUGGCAUCCUGGGGCUGUGGUUCGCGGCCACAUCUAUUAGAAACGUGCCUGAAGAAGCCGCGAUUUUGAAGGUGUUAAAAAAAUCAACGGCUCUUGCCAAGCUCGAGGUCGGCAUCUUCCUCGAUACUACUACUGGUGAUGAGCUGACCGCCCCAGGCGGUGAGAUCACUUUUGGAGGUGUUGAUCCAGCUCGCUAUACAGGCGAAUUCACCUACAUCAACUGCGUCCCGCACCCUCCAUGGACUAUCCCUGUCGAGCGCUUGUCUGUGAAUGGCCAAAACUUCAAUGUCGCCGGCUCUCUUGCUACAAUUGAUACCGGCACGUCUGCGAUGCUGUUGCCCAAGGAGCUGGCUGAUGCCAUCAACUAUGCCAUCCCAGACAGUGGCACCGACCCCAAUGAAGAAGACCAGUGGUUCCUGCCUUGCUCGGGUGAUAUCCCAAUUACGAUCACGCUUGGAGGAUUCACGGCGAUUAUCCCUUAUACCACCCUCGCCAUGCAGAACAUCCGCAAAGUGGAAAAGAGCACCGGUAGAGAGUACUGCCAGAGUGCAGCCAUGUUUGCUUCCGGACCUGUCUCGACGAUCAACGAAUGGCUACUGGGAGACGUGUUCCUGAAGAAUGUGUACACUGUCUUCGAUUUUGGUACGAAUGCCGCAACGGGCGGGCGUAUUGGAUUCGCUAAUCUUGCUGGCCCCAUUGACGUCAACAGCACCAGCGGAGGAAGCAAUGAUACCACUACUGGUACUACUGGCAACCCCAGUCCAUUGAAUGCUGGCAAGAUCACCAGCGGAGACAACGGCAGCAACAGUGCAUCGCCCAGCCAGGCGUUGACGUCACGAGGCCUGCAGGCUAUGGCAAUUGCUGUAUCCGCCACCCUCGCUUUUCUCUAAUCCUCUAAGGAGGAACUCCGGCUAAUGUCGACCGGAUUGUAUUUAGUCAUGUUUUAUAGCCAGCAUACUCUACCUUAUGCUGAUAAUAACCGUGUUCUGAGGUACCAUACAUAAUACUAUAUACCCCCCGCCUCGGGCCCCUAAUUAACAAGAUAAUAAAUGACGAGCUACGGAC